UGCCGGUUUAAAGCCCAACAGUCCCCACUGAUAGGUCGACCGGGCACGAGGCGGCCUCCCAUCGUCCGCAUCCUUAUCCGGCGUCUCCGUUUGAUUAACUCCCCAACUCGGGCGCAAUCCAGUCCCGUUCCUUUCUUUCUCUCCCUCUCUCUAUCCUUGAAUAGUUGUAUAUAUAUACAGCACUGGCCUUUAUAUCUACGUAUUCACAUGUGCUUGUGUUUUUUGCACAUCCUCAUCCGGAUGUCGGAUUUGCGCCUGACUUCCCGUGUUCAUCGUUAUGCCUAAUCGGAUGCCGGUACAUGACGCGCGCGCCCGGGGAUAAUCCAGUUGGCGUGAUGUGGACAUAAAAGAUUACUGAAUUUCCUUUACCGCCACGCUUGUACAGGAGUCUCUGCAGCACAAUGCCCAAGACAGUGGAGACGUUAACGGUAACACGCUGGAAGCAUGAUGUCACGAAUAAUCAUCUGAAGGGUCGGGAAAAACAGGCGACCGGUGCCGGUAACGGGGAUCAGCUGUUGCCGGCCAAGAUUAGUCUGGCCAGCGGCAUUUGUAUUAUUGUCGGGACCAUUAUCGGAUCGGGGAUUUUCAUUACGCCCAGUGGGGUAUUAAAAGGCGCCGGAAGCGUAGGUUUGGCCUUGAUUAUCUGGAUCGCGUGUGGACUUUACUCGUUCCUGGGCGCUCUAUGCUACGCUGAGCUGGGCACAUCCAUUAAGCGCAGUGGCGCGGAUUAUGCCUACAUCUACGAAGCUUUUGGACCGUUUCUGGCCUUCGUCAGACUGUGGAUUGAGUGUUUGAUUAUUCGACCGGGAUGCCAGACCAUUGUGGCGUUAACGUUUGCCCAAUACAUCCUGCAGCCGUUCUACGCCGAUGUGCCCUCAUCCGCGCCGACCAUCACGCUGGCCGUUGUGUGCAUCCUGAUCCUUACGUUGGUCAACUGUUGGGAUGUCCAGCUCGCUCUGGCUACACAGAAUGUCCUGACGAUCUUUAAAGUCUUGGGAUUGGUUUGUGUUAUUGUCACUGGAUUUGUACAGCUUUGCUUAGGGCAAACAAGAAAUUUCGAGAACCCUUUUGCCGGAACAACGCACAGUGCCUACGACGUAUCGGUGGCCUUUUACCGCUGUCUUUUUGCAUACUACGGAUGGAACUCCCUCAAUUUUGUCAGCGAAGAAGUAAAGAGACCACACAAGAAUCUAAAACGGGCGCUUGUUAUCUCGUGCCUUCUCUGCACCACACUGUACUUCCUGACCAAUGUGGCAUUCUUCACCACCAUCUCCGCCAAUGAGAUGCGCGAGAACGCCGCCGUGCCCUUUACCUUUGCUAACAUCCUGUACGGUCCGCUGGCCUGGUUAAUGUCGCUGCUGGUGGCCGUGUCAUCGUUCGGCGCCGGCAAUGGCAUUGUCUUCACGUCGGCCCGCCUUUUAUGGGUGGGCGCCAAAGAACAUCAAUUACCGCAACUGCUUGGAAUGAUCCAAAUGUACCGCGGCACGCCGAUACCGGCCAUCAUCUUCACGGCCAUCCUCUCCCUGAUAUACUUGUUCUUUGGGAACGUCUUUUCACUGAUUUAUUUCUUUUCCGCGGUUAACUGGCUGGCCAUUGCCGCCGGCGUCUUUGUACUCAUUUGGAUGCGAUGGAAGCGGCCAGAUUUAACGCGACCUUAUAAAGCGUCGCUGGUCUGGCCAAUCGUGUACUUAAUAUGUACCAUAUAUUUCAUCUUUCCUCCUUUGUAUGAAGAUUUAUUGGACACCGGCGUUGGUGUUCUGAUCAUGCUUACUGCUGUGCCUGUUUAUUUUUUCCUUGUCAAGCCUUAUUAUCGACCAGAUUUUCUUGACCGAUGGACAGGAGCUUUUACGCGUGGCGUGCAAAAAGCGCUGCUUGUAUAUUAGGAAUUGCCGGGCACUCCAUUAAGAAGCAUUUGUACAAGACACAUUUGUCUGCUCAAGAGGGUUAAUUCAGUCGACAAAUUUCCGGUUUUUUUGUACGUGAGGUUUCCUGUGAAUGUCUGCACAAACGGUCUGCAUAUGUUUUUCAGCUGAUCUUUAUUGGAGAUUAUUUUGACGUAGAAAAUGGGUGGAGAAGUAGAUGAAUGUAUUUUGUU
Messenger RNA from Paramacrobiotus metropolitanus, 2095 nucleotides. RefSeq names its product Y+L amino acid transporter 2-like. The record is from RefSeq and is a predicted model, not a curated record. Gene Ontology annotation, molecular function: L-amino acid transmembrane transporter activity. Gene Ontology annotation, biological process: amino acid transmembrane transport. Gene Ontology annotation, cellular component: membrane. NCBI's taxonomy places the organism in Eukaryota, Metazoa, Tardigrada, Eutardigrada, Parachela, Macrobiotidae. Bases 402 to 1883 code for a protein of 493 amino acids. The transcript has 15 exons.